UCAGUAGUCUUGCUUUUUAUGUUUAAUGAUUAGCUGCAGUUAAUUACUCUGAUGCUUUAAAAUAAAGCAUUGACUAAUGGGUAUGUACACAUAAAUUUUUUUUCAGUUGUUGCAAAUCAUUAACUCACAUGUGCAUACCUUACAUUACAGUGCCAUAUUCAUGCUCCACAUAAGUGUUUCUGUAUUGAAUCAUAUCUAUGUGAUAAAACAAAACUUGUUUGGACAUUUAUUUACAUUUUAGAUUAUUAAGUUCAAUUUGUUCCCAAAACUGUCCAAAUUUAAAAUUUACUGAAACUAAGUUUUCACAAAAAAAAAAACCUUAUUUUUUAAUCCUUUUAGUUUAUUAAGUGAAUCCUAUUCCUUCGCUGUGCCAUGUUUUUCUUGCUGCUGCUAGUUCAACAGCUUGAAUGACUGGUAACUAUCUCCCUGGAAAUAAUUGGUUAAAGCGUACAAGGAAGUACCUGUGUGGUCAUUCAGCAAGGGAGUAAAGUCCAUGAGAGGAGAAACAGGGAAGAGGCUCCUGGAUAAGCAGCAUUCCUCAUGUAGAGCAGGUUCACUUAACACAUUUGAAUCGUUUUGGUAAAGUAUUGAAACCGAGGGAAACCUUUAGAGAUACUGUGUUGUACAACAUCAGAGAAAUGGACAGUGAACUGCAGAGACAAGGCUCAAGUCAGAUGUACGACUACAGUGAAGCAGCUGGGAAUGGUUACCCUGAUGACCAGCAGUCCAUAAGGUUACGGCAGACUUCAUCUCGGAUGUCCAAUCAGAACUACCCACAGUACAACUGGAGCUCAAGCAUGGCAGAGGAAGAUGAGGAGGAGGGUGGUGGCGAUGUCCUGCCACAGGACCUGAGGAACACUCCUCUGCACAUGGCACUGAAGAGAGCAGUGAGGCAGGCGCAGGAAUUACAGGUGCCUGUGGUCUCCAGUGUGGAUUCUUGGAAAAGGAAGAAAACCAAAACUUUACAGAAAGUCAAAAAUAAUGCUACAGGACUUCUGUACUUUCUCACCCCGUGGAAUAGGACGUUGCAAAAAAUUGGAGGGAAUUUUGGAGGUGGUGUCCAGUCUUAUUUCUUGUUCCUGCGAUUCUUGGUGGUGCUAAAUUUGGUUUCCUUCUUGCUGAUCGCUGGACUCGUCAUCAUCCCCAGCAUCGUCUUCAGAUCUGUUGGGACCAGUCUUAUUGUUCUCCAGUCUUCAGGUCCAGAGGAAUGCAUGAAAUAUGACCCUAAUCCUCCAGGCUUGGUGGUUUUCUAUAACUUUCUGGAUUUACUUUCAGGAACGGGCUUUAUGGAGUAUUCAUACAUGUUCUAUGGCUACUACAACAACACAAUGGUAGAGGACAGAAACUUCUCCUACAACAUCCCCCUGGCUUACCUCCUCACUGCUGUCUUCUAUUUUGUCUUUGUCUUUUGUAUCAUUGCACGCAUGGGGACAGCAGCUCGUGCUGUGGCAACAGGAGGACACAAUGAAGGCAACUACAGCCUGAUAGUGUUCACAGGCUGUGACUAUGGUUGCCUAGGAGACCGGGCUACCAAACUGAAGCAGAAAAACAUCCACUAUCGGCUGCAGGUGGACCUGGAGGAGGAGAGACUGAAGAAAAAAGCCGCUCUGACAUUAUCUAAAAAAAUAGUGUUAUAUGCACUUCGGAUUUUUAUGUGGUUGAGUGCUUCUGGACUCAUCAUAGCAGCCUUCAGGAUCUUUUAUGCCACCACCUUCAGUCAGACAAAGACAGGGGAGGAAGGGAUCCUGGGUUUGAUUUUUGAAUUCCUACCGUCCAUUGUGAUCACUAUUGCAAACUUCAUUGUGCCUCUGCUGUGUGACCAGAUUGCAUUAAUUGAGCGAUAUGCACCCAGUACUACAGUCAUUGUUGCACUCUUAAGGGCUGUGUUUCUGCGACUGGUCAGUCUAGGCGUCCUCCUCUUCACCCUGUGGAGCCAGAUCACCUGUGAAAGGAACAUGAGUCAUCAAGACUGUACACUGUGCCAGUACAACUAUAAAGCAUACCCGUGCUGGGAAACACGUAUAGGACAAGAGAUGUACAAACUGACACUGUUUGACCUCCUCAUCAACAUCGCUGUUCUGAUUCUUGUGGAGUUUGCCACCAGGAUGUAAUGGACAACUGGGUCCAGUAAGCUGGCUCAGUUGGUGGGGCGGCAGGAGUUUGUCGUUCCCCAUGUGCGUGGCCUGGUUUAUGGGCAGACAGUAGUUUGGACAGCUCUUUUUUGCCCUCUGCUGCCUCUCAUUAACACUGUGAAGUUCAUCAUCCUCUUCUAUUGUAAAAAGAUCACUCUGUUUUAUAACUGUCGCCCUGCACUGAAGACAUUUCGCUCCACAACCUCUAACGUAUUUUUCCUGGUGGUACGGGUUGGCUGGAGUCUGGCUACACUUGUUAUGAUUUACAGUCUUGCUGAGAUCCAUCCCUCAAUGUCCUGUGGGCCUUUCCGUUCCCUCCCAAACAUGUGGGCGAUUGUUCCAACCUCUUUCUACAACCUCUCUGAAGUUACACAGGAGUUUCUCUUCUUCAUUGGCUCCCAGGCAUUCUCCAUUCCUCUAUUUACUCUGUCUUGUGUGGUGAUGUGUUAUUUUAUAGCCUUACAUGCUGUCUAUGGAAAAAGUGUUGAUCUGCUAAAAGCCCAGCUUAAACAGGGGAGGAGAGCCGUGACAAACAGUUUCUUGGUCAAACAGAUUGAGAAGCUGAGUGGGCCGCUUCAGCUACCCAAAUCAAUAUCCCAAGUACAGGAUGGGUAUUAA
Molecule: messenger RNA, 2750 nt
Organism: Sphaeramia orbicularis (orbiculate cardinalfish)
Lineage: Eukaryota; Metazoa; Chordata; Actinopteri; Kurtiformes; Apogonidae
Gene: tmc4
Product: transmembrane channel-like 4
Cellular component (GO): plasma membrane
Molecular function (GO): mechanosensitive monoatomic ion channel activity
Source: RefSeq, a predicted model, not a curated record